This is a messenger RNA of Panicum hallii, 1294 nucleotides long. RefSeq lists its product as uncharacterized. The coding region runs from base 348 to 1178 and encodes 276 amino acids. The transcript has 2 exons. The record is from RefSeq and is a predicted model, not a curated record. Lineage: Eukaryota; Viridiplantae; Streptophyta; Magnoliopsida; Poales; Poaceae.
CCGAAGCCCAUUUACAGCCCAACUGCUCAACCAAUAGAGACGGCAGACGAGUCUCCACAUCCUGCCUGAAUCGCGCGAUCGUCUUGGUCCUGGACGCCGCCGACGAGUCUUAGGUACUUCCUCUUCUCCUCCCCAAUUCUUCCCCUCAUCUCCUCCAUCCAUCUCCCUUCAUUCACUUCGUAAAUCGUCGCCGUACGAGAUCGGAAAUCGGAAUGGCUCUGCUGUUUUUCAGUGGCCGCACGCAACCUGAAAUUGUCUCCCUGGUUUCGUUUCUCGAUUAUGUUGUGCUUGUCCGCUUGCAAUCUGUGAAAGUGGUGCAUCCAAGAUAUUGAUAAGCACCGUAGGUGAUGAACUAUGCCGGGGCUCUCAUUGCUGCCAUAGUCGCUGUUGGGGCUCUCGGUACGAUUGCACUAUGCCGCCCAGGGGCUGCUGCAUGGUCAGUGAGCGCACACGAGGAGUGCAGGUGGCUCUCACACAUGGUCUUCUUCCAAGGGAAGCUCUACGCUCAUGACAGCAACACUGACCCUGAGGAUCUUAUUGCCAUUGACAUUGUGGAUGAUCAUGACUGCCACGAGCCAAGGGUGUCUAGAAUUGAGCUCCUCAUUGUAGGUGCCUUCUUGCCAACCCAAAAAUAUUUCCUCUGCCAGUGCUACCUCCUUGAAUCACAUGGCACACUACUAAUGAUCUGCAGAAAGCUUUACUACAAAGCAGAGCACCCAUCUGAAAGAAGACACGGCGGCAUUCUUGUGGCUGGUAGCAGCGAGUUUAAAGUGUUUGAGGAGGGCUUGUGGUCUGAGGUGAGGACUUUGGGGAAUGACCAAGCGUUGUUCCUUGGGCGAGGGUGCUCGAGAGCUAUAUGUGUGUCUCCAUACGAUCUUUCACGGGACUGUCUCUUCUUCGUAGAUGAUUACAUCGAUUGGCUUUGGAAGAAAACAACUACAUCUUGCGGAGUGUAUGACAUGAAAUAUGAGAAGGGCUAUUCGCCCUUGCCUAUGGUAUCUUGGAAGAGUGGAGAUGCCCCAGCAACCUGGCUUUUCUCACAAGGUGAGACACAUAGUUUGCAAGCAGCAGGGGAGCAUCUGCAGGAAAUUGUGGAACCUGAACAGGAUGAUCCUCAUACGCUUCACUAUGGAGGGACUUGUGCUGCCGGUGCUUCUACUGCUCAGCGAAACUGCUAGGAAGGGUUAAAGAAAUCUUCAUGUAGCCAUGUUUUCCUACACAAAAGGCUAUGACGGUACCCAGACGCGCUUGGAUAUCACUAGCUGGGAGCUGCAUGAAAACAAUGCCUGGCCUG